UUGCUUCCUGAAAGGCAGCUCCCCGCAGGCGGCUGGAGGGGAGAGGAAUGAGGCCAACUGGAGCAUAUGUCCUGGCUGCCGCUGUACUCCUGGUCAUUCAGGCCUCAGAGGCCAUUCUCCCUGUAGCCUCCAACUGUUGCACAGAAGUGUCCCAUCAGAUUUCUAGAAGACUUUUAGCAAAAGUGAAAAGAUGUCACAUUCAAAGAGCUGAUGGAGUUUGUGAUCUACCAGCUGUCAUCCUCCAUGUCCACCAUCGAAAAUUCUGUGUCAGCCCACAAAACCACACUCUUAAGACAUGGAUGAAAAUGCAAAGGAACAAGAAAAAUGCAAAAGGAAAUAUCUGUAAUAGGAAGAAACACCCCCACAAGAAGAAGAGAAAGAGCGAAGCGACAAAGCAAAGACAUCUUCAUAAACAUGGACAGAAAACUCCUUAUUAGCAAAUGAGUCUACAAAGGGCUUGCUUCCCUGCAAUGAACCUGGCAAGUGACUGGUUAUAUGGAUUUAUCAUAAGUUAGACAGAGCCAAAUGCUUAUUAUUAGAAACUAACAGCUCCCAAGGAAAAAAAACAGUAGGCAAAUGUUUUCUGCAAUAUACUAAGUAGCUAAUAAUAACGUCAGAUAGGAAAAUACAACAUAAAAAAAAAGAUGUUAUGUAUCUUAGCAGAGGCCAUUUUUUAAUGGGGAAAUUGAUGCCAGAUUAUCAAUCAAAAAAAAAAAAUCCAGACCAACUCUCUCCUGUGAUUUCACUCUUUCCACAAGGCCAGAUUCAAAGAUUUUAAUCUUUAACCUGGGUCCCCUGCAUGUCAUUAACUUGUUCCCACACUUUACAAGCCCAUUCCUUUCUUAGCAAUAGAGACUUAAGUUGAUGUAACAAUCUGACUUUUUAAGCAUCAGAGAACAGGAACCAGUCAGCCCUUUAUUCAGUGCAGCACUAUCUAUUGAUGUUGCUGCAGGGCUGAUUUGGGCUUGAAAUCAGGGCCACUGUAGGGACCUAGAGCCAAUCAUUAGCAAAAAUACCCUGAGAGCAGCUCUUGCAUUAUAAUGGAAAGUACCAAAGCAAAGGGUGUGGAGAAAGUGGGAGAGACCUUGUUUUGGUUGCAGCAUAAAGCAUAAAAGGAGUCUCUGGAAUUUUUUGUUCAGGAGCCCAGAAUUCAAAUUUAUUUCUGCUAGAGCUGAUAAUUGUAUUUUUAGUUUUAAUAAUAAUUAUUUGGAAAACCUUAAAAAACCUUAAAAGAUACAUAAUUUGUACAAAUAUUGGCAAUGAAAUUAUAGAGAGAUUGAACAAACCCAAUGCUGAUUUCUCUAAGAUUUGUACAUGAGUGUGUGGGGGCAGAAUUUAAUUCUAGGUAGUGGAUCGAAUUAGAUAGUCUUCAUAGGUAAGCCUCCCAUUUGCAAACCUACAACUUAUCUUUGUUUCAUUUUAACCGACCAUCUUGGAAAGAACUAUGUUAGACUAUAAGGUUAACAAUGUGCUUCCCUCACAAUAAAUAAAAGUGGUGUAAACACUAUUAUCUUUUAAGUUGAAAUUCAGGAAAUUGAGUUGCCUAGCCCACAGUCACAGGAGCUCAAAAGUGGCAUUCAAAUCCAAGUGCUUUCUAUCUCGCGGUCCAGUGCUAUCUUGCAAUGUGUUUGUCUCUGCUCAAACCUGUCAUUUUAGCAUGAAAAUAGAGCUAAUACAGAAGGAACACCAUCACGAAGUGUUCCUUUCCUCUCUACUACUAACAGCACAGCAGUCAUCACAUUUUAUGAGACUGGUUUUUCUGCCUCUAGUUUCUUCACCUCUCUGAUCUGUUCAGCAACACAUGCUAUCAAAAUUAUCUUCCUAAGGUAGGGGUCUGAACUACCCCCCAAAACCUAAAGCAGCUUUGUAUUACCUCUCAGGUAAACUAUAAAUUUUUCAUUAUUUAAGAUUCACUCAUUACGUAAGACUCACCACAAUCUGUCUCCAACCUACCUUUCCAGGCUUUAUUUUAUAUCAUUUCUCUCCACAUGGUUUAUGUUCUAACCAAAUUAGCCUCCUACCUGUUUGCCAAAAUCAAGAUUCUCUUUAGUAUGACCCUGUAACCAUAAUGAAUUAUCUCCUCUUUACUUGUCUUUCCUUGUUUCCUUUCAAAACUCAGGUCAAGGUGCCCUCUCCUCUAUGAAACCUUCCUUCCUACGAUCAGUUGUUAGCGUCUUCUUACACUUUUGGUAUUUAUUUACUUGUUGGUGUACAUGUUGUUGCCUUUCAAUAGACUGUAAGCUUCUUGAGGCUAGAGA
This is a messenger RNA of Phascolarctos cinereus (koala), 2258 nucleotides long. RefSeq names its product C-C motif chemokine ligand 28 (gene CCL28). Gene Ontology annotation, cellular component: extracellular region. The record is from RefSeq and is a predicted model, not a curated record. Gene Ontology annotation, molecular function: chemokine activity. Lineage: Eukaryota; Metazoa; Chordata; Mammalia; Diprotodontia; Phascolarctidae. Gene Ontology annotation, biological process: immune response.